Euleptes europaea (tarantolino) is the source of this 919-nucleotide messenger RNA. It is a transcript of the gene RNF223, whose product is annotated as ring finger protein 223. Bases 8 to 919 code for a protein of 303 amino acids. Gene Ontology annotation, biological process: protein ubiquitination. The record is from RefSeq and is a predicted model, not a curated record. NCBI's taxonomy places the organism in Eukaryota, Metazoa, Chordata, Lepidosauria, Squamata, Sphaerodactylidae. Gene Ontology annotation, molecular function: ubiquitin protein ligase activity. The transcript has 2 exons.
GGAUUUCAUGGAGACGGCCGCCCUCCUCUCUUCUCGCCUGAGGAGAAACACCGGCUGGGAGUCCGUCAUGUCCUGCAUCACCCAAAUAUGGCACGCGGAAGUGCCGGAAUCUCCCCCCAUGAGCCCCUUAAGCCCCAUCCCGGCUGGGCCAGGUGAAAUCCCGAUCCCUCUCAGCCCCAUUGUGAUCACCUCCCCUGUGAUCGCCUCCCCAGUGGUGGAAGGAAGGCCCAGGGUGUGCUCCCCGAUCCGGUCUCCGGUGGAUGGCAAACUGCGGCUCGGCUCCCCGACAGACAAGCCCACCUCCCCCAUCGAGUGCUCCAUCUGCUUCAACACCUACGACAACCUUUUCAAGACCCCCAAGGUCCUCGAGUGCCAGCACACCUUCUGCUUGGAGUGCCUGGCCCGCUUGGCCGCCGCGCUCCCCGCGAACCGGGUGGAAGAUCAGCUGCCCUGCCCUUUCUGCCGGCAGCUCACCGAAAUCCCCCUGGAAGGGCCGCCGGGCCUGCGGACGAGCAAGGAGCUCCUGUCCACCUUGCCGGCCGAGCUCCAGCGCGAGAAGGUCAUCUGGAUGGAAGGCACCAAGCUGUGCUGCAGGCAGACGUCCGACCCGGAGAACCCCGACUGCAUCAGCAUCGACGUGGGCCUGAGCAAGCCGGAAGCCCCCGAACUGCCCCCAGACACUUUCAUGGGGCGGUUGUCUCGCUGCGCUAUGUGCGACGACUGGAAGCGCAUUAUCCUCCUCUCGGCGUUGAUCAUUAUCCUUUUCUGCAUCAUCCUCUGGCCCGUUCAGUGCGUCCUCAAAACGGGCAACCUGCGUUGCUUUGCUAGGACUUACACGAUGACCAAGCCAUACAUCCCGUAUCAUCCCCCGACCACCACCGCAGCGCCGACGACAGCAGCCUUAGAUCCCAUAUGGUGA